GCAAAUGCGUCCCUUCGACGUCUGCUUGGUCUGCUCGUUGAGUGCCAACUCAAAGGCCAUGUUAUCGUGUUGUGAAUUGAAGUAAGGAAGCAUACAAAGCCCUCAGUCAUCGAUUGUCACGAUGGCACGGCAGCGUCGCAAAGAACCGAGGGACCACCCCAGAAAGCUUCAACUAGCCGCGAAGCCCCGACCACCUGCGAAUGCAAAUGAUGAUCAACUUGGCCCAUGGGCGCCUCUGCCGUAUACUGCUUUCAAAGCAAUUUUGUCCGCUCGACUAUGUGCAGCAGUGUGGAACAACAUAGCUGAUUGCGACGAGACCUUUAACUACUGGGAGCCUACCCACUACCUGAUGUAUGGCAAAGGCCUUCAAACCUGGGAAUACUCUCCCCAGUACGCUAUUCGGUCGUAUGCGUACCUUUGGCUCCACGCGCUUCCAGGCCUUGUCUACAGCACCCUGCUUCAAUCAAAUAGGGUUCUUGUAUUUUACUUCAUGCGCUGCAUCUUGGGCUUCGUUUGCGCGCUUUGCGAGGUCUAUUUCUAUAAAGGCGUGCUUAAGCGCUUCGGACCGGUAGUUGCACGCUCGACUCUAGUCCUGCUUCUCUUUAGCACUGGUAUGUUUGUCUCCUGUACUGCGUAUCUUCCGAGCUCAUUUUCCAUGUAUUGCACGAUGGUUGCAUUUGGAGGCUGGUUGCUUGGUGACCACCGUGUUACAGUGUUCGCCACUGCCGUAGGUGCUCUAUUGGGCUGGCCGUUCUCGGCCGCGCUUAGCUUGCCAGCUGCUUACGACAUAGCUUUCGUGAAGCGCAAGCCUCACCCUUUUUUGGUUUCCUGUGUGGGUUCGCUUGCCUUCAUUCUGCCCGUGCUCGUGACUAUCGACACGCAUUAUUUCGGUCGAACCGUGCUGGCGCCACUCAACAUUGUCAUGUAUAACGUGUUCAGCAAGCACGGCGCCAACUUGUACGGAGUCGAGCCAUGGUCCUUCUACUUCAAGAACGGACUGCUCAACUUCAAUGUCGCUUUUGCAGCCGCUUUGGCGUCAGGCCCGGCGGUGUGGAUGUGGCCUAAGCUGACACGACAAGGUCAUCCGCCACACGGCCGCGUGAGCGCUGACUGCCUGUUGGAGCUGGCGCCACUUUACCUUUGGUGCGCGAUUUUCUUCAGCCAAGCCCACAAGGAAGAGCGCUUCCUCUUUCCCGUGUACCCACUCAUCUGUCUGUGUGCCGCCAUCUGUGUCAGCACACUCGAGUCUGUGACCAGCCACUACUCGCGCACACUGACGGGUGUCGCACGCCGCGCCACGUCUGCUGUCGCCCAGCAUCUCUGGCUCGUCUUUCUGGUCACCGCCACGCUGCUGUCCGUGUCCAGGACGGUGGCCCUCUAUCGAAAUUUCAGAGCACCCAUGGAGAUAUACAUGGAGCUUGGGCCACUUGCAAGCCUUGGUGCUGACAGCCAUGGUAGCCAGGGUGACAUUGUGCCAUCAACACUUUGUGUGGGGAAAGAGUGGUACCGAUUUCCCUCGUCUUUUUUUCUACCUCAAAACUGGGAACUCUCCUUCAUUGAGUCAGAAUUUCGAGGACAGCUUCCCAAACCGUAUGCAUCUGGUGCUAAUGCAACACGCAUCAUACCCACAGAUAUGAAUGAUGCCAAUAGGGAAGAACGGUCUCGCUACAUAAGUCCAACUCUGUGUGACUACCUUGUUGACACAGAUGGUCAUGAUGUGACUGAUCGUGAGCCUGACUACUCGUCCAGUCCAGAUUGGGAGGUUGUCACUUCUGUCAAGUUUUUGGACAGCAAGAGGUCUCCAGUUUAUGCAAGAACCUUUUAUGUGCCAUUUGUGACAGAACGGCAAUGCUCAUAUGUCAACUACUACCUGCUCAAGCGAAAGAAACCAACUAGGAAUAAGGCUUAGCUCUUCUUUCAUUUUCUUCUAAGGGGUCCAUGACCGAAUGCUGAAAGAGCAUUCCAUAGUACUUAGCGCUUGGUUUGUGUGUGGAUGUCUAAGACAUUUUCAACCAUGACUAAAGACCUGACAUGUUGACAAAAUGUUUAGUUUUGAACUAGUUACAUGUUCAUAUAAAUUUUUAGUACAGGUAGUUUUGGGGGGGGGGGGGGGGGGGCACCAUCAGCCUGCAUCGCUAUAUUUCUGUAGUGUUGAAAAUUAGCAAAAACACCAUUUGCAUGUACACUCGGUGACAAAAUAUUACGGACCAUGAAAUCUGAGAAAAAGCUGAAUAUUUCCACAGCCUCACAACGCAGCCUGGUAUUUGCAUUUCGGGCCUCGACUAGAAUAUGCUAGCAACAUUGUCGUAUACAGUUUUACUGGCUACUGCUACAAGCUACUCGGGAAUUGAACGUUUGCUGAGAUACCGUGGUCCAUAAACAUUGUCGCUGGGUGUACGUUGUAAAACUGUGCAGAAGAUUUAAAAAAUAUAUAUCCUUUUUUUUUAUGCCAAUAAGCUUUUAUGCUGUAAAUUAUUGAAACUUACACGCCUAUGUAAAUAAUUGCAAAUGUUGUGCACAAGUCAGUGAGGACUGAAACCAGUUCAAUACAUCAGUAGCUGCUCAUAGAAACAUUUUACAUCAUGACAAGUAAAAAGGAAUAUGGCACACACUCAGUUUACAAAUUACAAGCUUGUGGAUUUUUGAAUAUGCUGAAAGCCAUGAUAAAUGCCGUAAAAUUAAAGAGCAUUCCACCUGGAAACUUCAUUGAGUCUCAUUAUAACUGUGUUUGUAUGCAUAGCAGUGACUGUGAUUUAGAAAAAUGGGAUGCUGUCUCAGUGCCUAGAACUCUUUGUGCUGUUUUACAGCACAGUAAUGCAGUUUACAUUGGAACUGAGACGUGUCAUAGAGGGUAUACGGCCCCUGAAAGGGGCCCUGUAGUAACCUAUUAAUGCCACUAGUUCUGCAGAUAUACUCUUUUUAAACCACAGAAAUAAGUGCAAUAACAGCUAUGAAGACUGGCAAAGGCAUACGUAAAAAUUACUCAGCUGAGGCAUUUCAAAUUACAGGCAAACAGAAAGGUGCUGUUCACUGUAAGUUCAAAGCUGUAAAAGAAUAUGCUAUGUCUUACAGCAUCUUCAAUACACAGUACCUCAAAACAAACAAUGCAGAAUAUGUUCAACCACUUCUUAGUAGAGAUCCUGGCUACAUUUUUACCUCAAUUGCUGUUCCCAACUAUCUAUAUUUGCAACAUCUCACAGGCAUAGCACUCAGCUUUGUGCUCAGUUCGGUAAAUUAUGCGCUUUUAUGCAUUCACAAUGUCAUGGUGAUACCAUACUGAAGGUUUCAAGUACCAUCAGCAGCAGUGGACACUAGCUGCCUUGGCCACCAUGAUUCACCAACUUCCUUUUUGUGCCAACCAUGCAUUGUUGUGAGUCACUCCACGUAGGAGCAAUAAUUGAUGAGUUAAGUAGUAGAAUGGAAUCCUUUCGUGAGAGCAUGUGAGCAUAAACUUAGGCAUUCUCAUAUGCUCACCAUUACAUGAUGUGGCAUUUCUCAUAGCUUUAUAAUGCAGAAAAUCAACCAUGUUCAAUGAUACCAUUCACGUGACAUGAGCAAGAUUUGGGAAGUUUGGUUUGCAGGGUCCAUUUGAGUACAAAUUGAUGCGUAUAAAUAUAAAAAGUAACUCCUCACGCCUUCUACGAAAUGUUACAGGAGCAGUGUAGUUCACUGGAGGUACCAUUAGGUUAUAGAUUGUUAAAAUGGCAGAUGCACAUCAUGUUUUGGGAUGGUGUUUUCUGUGGUACAGAUACUUAACACUGGCUUCUUUUGAAGUGCUGAAUUGCCCACUAAAUUGAGCCUGUGAGAAGCAAAAUAAUAGGUCAUGCCACCUGUCAAUGCUGUCAUUUUGCAGCAAAUAGUUUCUUUAAUCAAUUUUCCUAAAAGAUGCACAAGAUAUGGCAAUUAAACACAAUGCUCGUUCUUUUAUUGCCUUUCUUUUUCUUUUUUUGUGCACAUUAAAGAACAGGUAGAAGGCUUAUCAAACAAGUAAAAAACCAGGAGCAUGGCAUCUACUGAUGCUUACAUGACGGAGCAUGCACUUACAUGUUCUGCAUGUAGGGGAAACUUUUUUUUUUCUCUCUGCGCAUUAUAGGGAUGUGUUUGAUGUGUUGAGAUAUCAGAAACAUGCGUAAUGCGUGACUCUCAUAUAUGAACCUUUUUUUUGCACAUUUUGCAGCAUGUAUGGUUUGGAAAUAGAUCGCUUGUGUUAUGGGGGGGGGGGGGGGGGGGUAAUCAGCAGCUGGUAGUGAGUCAUAAGAGAGGUUACGAUGUCCCACACUUCAAAAAAAUAUUUAGAAUAAAAAUGUCGGCAUGUCAGACAUUGUAAUAGCCACUUGUGGCAGUGCUUUUGGAGUUCUCACCCGAAAACAAGGUGCAUAUAAGUGGCCAAUGCUGUACUUGAGGGGUGGGAAUGGUGCCAAUAGGAGAAAAUAGGGUUCAUGUUGUUUUGAAAUUUCAUGUAAUGAAGUUUGUCUUCAUUGGAGUAGUGACCUUUUAUAAAAUUUUGAAGAAACUGGCCAUCUGUGUAACAAAAAUCCAUCGACUUCCUGGUGACUGUCAUUGACCAGGACAGUCAUUGGUGCAUGUGAGCAUAAAUCUGAUGCCUCUAAGGUGUGUUGGGCAAUAAGAAAGCUUGCAUUAAGCAGUCUGUAAAUUCUGAAUAAAACUCAGUGAGUUAAUAUUUCUACGUCUGUAUUCAGGUCAGUUGCCAACAUUAUAUUAUACAUGUAGAGUUGGGACCCUAAAUUAGUGAAGUUGCUUGUUCUUAACAAACCUAUUUUGUGGACAUGCCAUUUUAAAUGUUUUUGUUGAUACUGACAAAGUAGAUUCAUUCUACUUAAUAAAAACAUGUUGAUUGACUGCUGAAGUGGCAGCAUUUUUCCAAUGCUUGAUUAUAUAAAAUUCAGCGAUGCUUUCACCUAAUUUCAUAAGCAUCAGUUCAAAAUCUACAUUGUACUUGUGCACAAUGUGUAGCUUAAGCUUUCUAGAAACUUGUGUUGUUUGACACAAGCAAAAAGUGGCUCAUUUUUUAAUUUUCCUUGUGACUGCCAUGUUUUUUUUUUAUUAUAAUUUCAUUUCCUAUAGCAUUCUUCAGGUACAUUUUCUGCACAGUUGCAAUGUUUGUGAGGUUAUUUUAAUGAUACACUACUUCAGUGGUAACUGAUAUUGCCUUGUUUUUUUUCCUCUACUGUGAAGUAUACCGCUUACUUUCAAAGAAAAGCUCUCUUAUGUGCAAAAUGAGAUUUAGGCCAUUAACCACUAUUGCAGUAUGUCUACUAACAAACGGUGCAUCACUAUAACUUUGGCUGAGCGUUAAAGGUAAAGUCAUCCUGUAUUUAUGCUUCCUCAAAUUCAAGUAACACUAGCUCUUGUGCACCUAGUUUGACACAUUAAUAAUAUAUUUAGCAAUGAAAUUGGUAGUCAUUAUUUAACUCAUGGAAAUUUUCAGUUUAGUCAGAAAUAAACAGUUUUACAAGUCAUGAAUAACAUUUAAUGCAAUUAUGUGUAUAGCCAAGCAAGAUACAGAUACACAGGCAGAUAGAAACUUGAAGUGAUUCACAGUGAUGGAACAAGGAGUACCACUGAACUCCAGCAAAAUUCCAUUUUUAACCACUCUAUAGGAAACCAGCGCUGGCCAGAAGGUGCUAUGGCAAUUUGAUUGCCUUACUAAAAUAUGCUGAGGCCGUUUGAUAGGGAUGCCAAGGAAAUCGUAGGAUAUCUUAAACAAUGACAGAGGCGCACCUGUAUCAGCACUUGAUAGCGCCUGGUGCAUCUGGCCAGCCUUUUUUCGUAGCAAUAGGCCUUUUGAGGAAGGCAUGAGCUCACACAUUCUAGCAUGCCGGUGCCCAGUCAGGUCAAGCACUAGGCACAUGUGCCUCAAGAUGAGCGGUGAAUUUGCUGAUGCAAAAUGAAAGCAUGUUCUACUAAAAACUGUUUUCACUGCUCGCUAAGCAGUGUGUUACAGCACUGCUGUUGCCACACGAAAUUUCAGCACUGGCUCCCUAUAUGUGAAGGAAUUUUAUUUGCAUAGUAGUGACUUGUAUACAGGGUGUUACAGCGAACACUUUCAAAAAUUCUUAAAGGUUACCUGUGGCAGAUAGCACAAUUCUAGUUCAUGAGCUGGUCUACUCGAAGAGGCGGACAUUACUUACACAAGAAAUUGAAAUGCAUAAUCGAAUAAUUAGAAAAUGGACUAAUUAAGUUUUUAACUAAUUAGCUGAUGGCCCAUAUUGUAAUUUACAAAUUGUAGCCGUGGAGUUCACAAGGCGGAUCCACUUGGAACGAAUUCUCGGGAUGACACGAGUUUCGAGAUAUUAAUUCCCGAACUUUGCGGAGAAAUGCAUUGGCGUUCACGGCUACAAUUUGUAAAUUGCAAUAUGGGCCAUCAGAUAAUUAGUUUAAAACUUAAUUAGUAACUUUUUGUUAAUUAGUCAAUUAUGCAUUUCAAUGUUUUGUACAAGUAAUGUCCGCCUCUUUGAGUAGACCAGCUCAUUAACUAUAAUUGGGCUAUUUGCCACAGGCAACCUUAAAUAAAUUUUGAAGGUGUUCGCUGAAACACCCUGUAUAUUAUAAACCACCCAAACAUUUACAGGGUACUUCAAAAUGCUCAUUGCAGUUUUUGCUAUUAUAGUAACAGCUAGUAUGUAGCAUGGCCAAUUCACUAUGUGUUGUUAAUGUCAGACAUGAACCUCUCGCAUUAUUAGAUCUCUUCCCAACUGGGAAAUACUGCUGCAGAGAGAAAUUUCACACAUUUUAAAAAUUUCUUUCGGUGCUUGACAGCUCAAUAAAUAAAUUUGUUUAGAUGUUUAUUAUUGUUCAGAGGUCAGUAUGUCUUUAUCACAAUAUGACGAAAAAAAGAAAGAUAUCCUUGUCUCAUCGUUUUCACGUAUUGUACAAAAUGCCUUUCUCUCGUUUACCAAUGCACACAGAGCAUUCUGUAUUUUUGGCAACUGAAGUUCGAAGCACAAGUCAUCUAGAAAAUGUUUGCCUGCUCAGAUUCACCCAAAGGACUCUGAAUUUUAGGACUCUAAUGUGUAUACCCACGAGCAACCUCCUUUUCUUCUUUUUAAAAAGUUGGUGCUGUUAGCCAAUGUUUGUUGUUUGUUUUCUUCCAGUGCACAGGAUAUGCAAGAAGUUAAGUAAGCACACAGGCUGGCACUUCACGCCUGUUUGCCGUUGUGCACACGGCCCAUAAUGGUUGCACAAAGAAUCGCAAUAUUCGCUUAAAAUGUCAUCCUCGAGCUAGUCCCAUGAAAACAUCUUCUCAGUCCAGUCAGUAAGAUUCAGAGUUCUGUCCCCAGCAUUCAGCUUAUCAGAAAUUGGGAAAAACCAUAACCAUUAGGCAUAAUCUACUUACCGAUAACAAGACUAUGAUAAAAAAUUUCCUAUAUGUAUAAAUUUUGUCUCUGCAUGUUGAAACACAAUCUUAUGAAUGCUUAUACCGUGAUAAAACAAGCCGAAAAGUUCUAAGUUUUUGUCAGAAAUGUAUUCUGAAAACUCCUGUCCGUGUAUUCUCUAAAAUAAACUUUAAAAAAUGCAAAACCCUGUCUAAUUAAACGCUCAGUGGGAGUUCUGUGGAACAUGCUGCAUAGCUGCAGAAAUGUUUUGAUGACAUGCUGUGCCAAUUUUACUGACACCGAAAGCUUAUUGUUUGCCAGACAGCACUUGUUAAUUAAUUAAUAAUUAAUUAAAUUAGAUUGUACCCUUUGUUGCACCUAGUCAUGAAUUUCUUGUCAUCUUGAUCUCUCUCUUAAUUUAUUUUUGCCCAACAUAGUGUGGCUAACCUUAAGCACAUAUGUACCAUAUGUGCGUGAAUCUAAAUAUUCGCUCUAUUCUCGUAUUGGAAGAGCCUGCACCCGGCCCAAUUUUGCUCCAAAGUGUAUGCAAAUGUAAGCACUCCCCUUGUUCUCAAAGAUGUUGUUGCUGUUCAGGCCAUUCUUAUGAUGAAAUUUUUUUUAAUGUGUGGCAUUACAAGCAGGCUCGAGGAACAGACGGUCAAUUUGUUAUGAGGCACUGAUAACAGCAAGAGCAGCAGGUGGGGCAGUGUCGCAAAGGCCUCCAUGUCAAGCGGACAGAAUGAGUGCUUGGUUACAAGGAAGUGGGCUGGUGGCAAGCAGCAAUCUAAAUAGUGGACCAUAAUUUUUCCAACAUUGCAGAUGACUUUGGGCUUUUUAAUUUGAGUUUCUCAUUAAACUAAUGCUGACACAGAAACCUUGUGUAUCGCUUUUUGUAUUUCUAGGCAGCUAUCCACACUGUGAUUACAACAUAAAGCCUAAAUUUCUCAAGAGUGCAGCAAGUAAUUGUGUGCGACUUUUAAUGCGACCAGUUCAAAACAUGUGCCAAGUGCAGCGCAGCUUGACAUGAGGCAGGGAGCAGUGCACAUCACCAAAACUGUAGGUAGUGAUCACAUGGUAUUACAAACCACAUGUGCAUCUGCCAGUCAACCCAGUGAAAUGUUUGAAAGACACACAAUUACUGUGUUGCCAAAAACUGGCUCUGCUUUUCCAAAAAAAAUUCAGUCUCAUCCUCUGCAGUUGCUUUUCUGGGCACACAGUGAGUUCCUAUUCCCUCCUACUCCCCCUUAUCCUGUUGAAUACUUUGCUUUCAAUAGCUUGGCCAUAGCAUAGGUGCACUCGUAAGGAGUCUGUGGUGACGUGACCGGUGCCUCCAGUUAUGGUGACAUGAUUGCAUCCUGCUUCAUGUCCGAAGCCGUGCGGCACUUGGUGCUUGUUUCGAACUGGAUGUAUUAAAAGGUGAUCUAACCAAUCAUUUGCUGUGCUCACGAGUGAUUGAGGCAUCACACUGCAAUCACUGGGUUGACGGCUAGUCGUUAAAAAAAAAGGGAAGACAAAAUUCCAGAUCCGUACUUAGUUAAUGAAAUGGCAUUAAUGCACAGACUUCAUGAAACAUUUAAUUUAUUAAAUGUAAGCACCCCUCCACACUUUGGUAAAGCUGAGCAUGGAAAGAAACAAAACAUACUUAGGUUCACCAAUAUAUGAUACAUACUGUUUUUGCUGGUACCUUUUCAAGUUCUUAUCAGAAAUGCAGCUUACUUGCAGAGUUCAAGUUCAGCCUUGGAAACAAUAUAGAAUGUCAUGAAAGGUGUUGCUUGUUAACAUGCAUGAAGCCAAGGCUGUGUAAUGUUCAUUGAGGAUCAGCUGAUACACUGUAGUUUUGUACAGUUUCACAAGGUCAUUGCUCCAUUGUGUUGUCGUGUAGUUGUUGAUGCGUGCUACCACAUAAAGCUCAAGUUGAUGUUCAAGGGUAUUAUGUCAUUGCUAACCACAUAGCCUUAAAGUCUGCCAAAAAAAAGUAAAGCUAGAUGUGCUACAGACUUUCUUUGUUUCACUUUCUUUGCACUAGGCACAAGUUUUCUUCUGAAUGGAUCUUAUAAGUGCUGUUUGCUGAAGUUAGUACAGCUGGAAGGCUUAGAAAUUAAAACGAGCAUUUAUUACAAACAAUGUUCUUGCGACUUUGACAUUGAUAUGAGCUUGAUUGAUAGCCAAAUGUAUACAUACAGUACUUCACCCUGUCAGUGACUUUCGGUUUGUUCCAGCCUUCACUUGGAGGCUGGCUUCCAGUUUGUGCAGUGUGCUGUCAAUUGUACCACGUCAUCAUGCUUCAUCACCUAUGAUGCUUGUAUGUAUUGAUAUCAAGUGCAUUUUUUUUUUUUUUUUUCAGGAUUGAGGGGGGCAAGUACUAUUACUAUGCUGUACAAGCUUAGAUAUGCAAAACAAACAUUCCCUAUGUCAUGACUGUGUGAGUGGUUGGUUCAGUUUAAAUCACUGCUUGUGUGUUGUUCAUUAUAGGUUGCAUUCCAACCAUUCUCUAUUUCUGGACUCUGAGCUUAACAACCCAAAGUGAAUGUUUGGUUUCAUGAUUUUCUGAUUAGCACUUUAAUUGAUAAAUGGGAGUCAUGGACUGCCAUUUGCAUUGAGGUAAACUUAUUUAAACCCUUUCUUGCCUGUAUUGUGUAAUCACAAUAUUAUUCUCAAGAGUCAAAUGCUAACGAGAACUUUGUUCAAAGCGUUAUUGCAUCUUCGAUAGUACAGAGCUGGGUGUGUUCACAUAAGGACAGUCCCAGGGGUGCCCGAACUAUGUUUUCUUUUGAAUUGUUGUGUAUAUAUAUAACUUAGCAAAAUCUCUGCACACAUUGGAAUUGAGCUUGUUUUUUCAGCACACGCCUUUGUUUCAGCAUGAAAAGUCUUCACUGAGACAAGGUGUAAAAUGGUAGUUAUGCAAUUGUACAAUGUUCCAACUUUGAAAGAAUGUGAAAAAAAUAAAAUAAAGACAGCUUUGUACACUUUCACACUUAAUGUACUGCACCAGAUGCCCUCCCGAGUUGUUCUUAAUAGACAGUGCAUGCUCUCUAGCCCUGUCAUUGAAACAUCUUCCAGUCUGUCCUAUGUACACUUUUUCACAACUUGGGGGUAUCUUAUACACAACAUUAGAAACGCAUGCUGCGAAACAAGUAGCAUGCCUUUUAUCACACUUCUUGCAGUUUGUUGUUAAUGUUAGGGAGCAUAUUUUUGAGAGCUUGCACGGGCUAAAAUUUCGUAUUUCUUCAAUAAACCACAGUGGAAGUUAGCGCCA
This is a messenger RNA of Dermacentor silvarum, 10593 nucleotides long. RefSeq names its product alpha-1,2-mannosyltransferase ALG9 (gene Alg9). Gene Ontology annotation, cellular component: endoplasmic reticulum membrane. The transcript is spliced from 2 exons. Gene Ontology annotation, biological process: protein N-linked glycosylation. Gene Ontology annotation, molecular function: alpha-1,2-mannosyltransferase activity. NCBI's taxonomy places the organism in Eukaryota, Metazoa, Arthropoda, Arachnida, Ixodida, Ixodidae. Bases 122 to 1909 code for a protein of 595 amino acids. The record is from RefSeq and is a predicted model, not a curated record.